Messenger RNA from Fraxinus pennsylvanica, 2271 nucleotides. The record is from the annotation of a GenBank genome assembly. Lineage: Eukaryota; Viridiplantae; Streptophyta; Magnoliopsida; Lamiales; Oleaceae.
AUGGAUCCAAUUUUUCGUAAAUUUUCGAUUUCUUCGAAUGGAGAAAAUCAGUCCGCAGUCGAGUUGUCUGACCAGAAACUAGCCGAUGGACCUAGAUUUGUGAUUACUUAUCCAGAUCAGAAGCUAGUCAAUGAACAAGGGUUUCAGAAUACCUUACCAGCACACACAUUUGAAGGUUUCCAAAUGAUUCAAAAUGAGCCCUUUACGAGUAGUGUAGUCCCGAAUUCUAGUUUGGGCGUUGAGGAGGAUUAUCAAGAAGAUUGUGAUUUAUCGGACGCAGUUUUGAGAUACAUUAAUCAGGUGCUUAUGGAAGAAGAUAUGGAGGAAAAGACACAUAUGCUUCAAGAGUCUUUAGAUCUUCAAGCCAAAGAAAAGUCAUUAUACGAAGUUCUCGGCAAGAAGUACCCUCCUUCACCAGCACAAAACCCGAGCCCAGAUGAUUACUUUCCAGGAAAUCACCAUCAUAAUGGUUCGAGUAGCAAUGGUUAUGGUAGUGGUUACCUAACAGAUGUAAUUGGCCCGAGGUGGAUUAACAAUCAUGUUGAUUCUAAUGCAUGUCAUGCUCAGUUAUAUACAGUACAUAAUGCUUCCAGUUCGUCUAUUAGCUCGUCGAAUAGCUUAAAGAGUAUUGUAGAUGGGUUCUCAGACUCUCCUGCAAGUCCUCUUCAGGUAUCUGAUAUGUGUAAUGAGAGUCGAUGUGCGUGUGAUUUCAGGAAGGGGGCUGAAGAUGCAAGUAAAUUUCUUCCAAGUGGGAAUAGGUUGUUGGUUAGUACAGACGUUAAUGGAACUCGUGAUUCAAAUGGAGAAUACGAUGGAGAAGUAGUUAAGGUGAAGAAGAAAGAUGAGGACAAACAGUCAUCAUCUGAGUCGAGGGGGAGGAAGAAUCCGCAUAGUGGAGAAACGGAUUUAGAAGAAGAAAGAAGUAACAAGCUGGUAGCCAUCUAUUCAGAAUCUACUAUUCGAUCAGAGGAAUUCGAUAUUGUCUUGCUUCAUAGUAUGGGGGAUGGUGGGGUUAGAUUGGCAGCUUAUAGGAAGGAGUUGCAAAAUGCUACCAGUAAGUGUAAGCAGCAAAAUGGACAAAUGAAAAGAUCUGGUGGAGUGAAGGGCCGUGGCAAAAACCGGAAUAGCAAAAAGGAAGUCGUGGAUUUGAGAGCCCUCUUAAUUAAUUGUGCGAAGGCUGUUGCUGCUGAUGAUCAUCGGAGUGCUAAUGAACUGCUGAAACAGAUCAGGCAGCACUCGUCUCCAUUCGGUGAUGGAAAUCAGAGAUUGGCUCACUGCUUUGCUGGUGGCCUAGAAGCACGCUUGGCCGGCACCGGUAGCCAGAUCCAUAAGGCCCUCGUCAAUAGAAGAACAAUUGCUGCUGAUUAUUUGAAAGCUUAUCAUUUAUAUCUUGCGUCGUCUCCAUUCACGAAGAUUUCAAAAUUUGCCUCGAACAAGACGAUUAAUAUCAAAUCACAAAAUGCAAUGCGAGUUCAUGUUAUAGAUUUUGGCAUCCUCUAUGGUUUCCAAUGGCCCACGUUUUUGCAACGCAUUUCUGUAAGAGAAGGUGGACCUCCAAGAGUUAGGAUUACUGGCAUCGAGUUGCCCCAACCUGGGUUCCGACCAGCCGAAAGAAUAGAGGAGACUGGUCGUCGAUUGGCAGAUUAUGCAAAGACUUUCAAUGUACCUUUUGAGUACAACGCCAUUGCAAAGAAGUGGGAAACCAUCAAAAUUGAGGAACUUAAGAUUGAGAAAGAUGAGUUUCUUGUCGUCAACUGUUUGUAUCGGACGGAGAACUUACCUGAUGAGACUGUGAUGGCAGAGAGUUCAAGAACUGCUGUUCUGAACUUGAUCAGGAAGAUGAAUCCGGACAUCUUCAUUCAUGGGAUUGUCAAUGGGGCUUACGGUGCCCCAUUCUUUGUCACUAGGUUCCGGGAGGCUUUGUUUCACUUCUCAGCCCUAUUCGAUAUGCUUGAAACUAAUGUACCACGUGAAAAAACAGAGAGAAUGUUAAUCGAGAGAGACAUCUUUGGCCGGGAAGCAUUGAAUGUCAUAGCUUGUGAAGGCUGGGAGAGAGUCGAAAGGCCAGAGACAUUUAAGCAAUGGCAAGUCCGCGACUUGAAGGCAGGCUUCUUGCAAAUCCCUUUUGAAAGGGAGAUCGUGAACAAGGCAAAAUACAAGGUAAGAUCAACCUACCACAAAGACUUUGUCAUUGAUGAAGACAGUCAGUGGAUGUUGCUGGGAUGGAAAGGACGGACAAUCUACGCCCUUUCGUGUUGGAAACCUGUUUAA